Messenger RNA from Asparagus officinalis (garden asparagus), 926 nucleotides. RefSeq names its product putrescine hydroxycinnamoyltransferase 1-like. The transcript has a single exon. NCBI's taxonomy places the organism in Eukaryota, Viridiplantae, Streptophyta, Magnoliopsida, Asparagales, Asparagaceae. Gene Ontology annotation, molecular function: acyltransferase activity, transferring groups other than amino-acyl groups. The annotation marks the transcript as partial. The record is from RefSeq and is a predicted model, not a curated record.
CCACCUACCGUCACCGUGGACCACUUCGAAUACAAGCCCAAUCACGACCCCAACGAGUCCCCUCCUGGCCCUUCCGUCUCUGAAAUUCUCCCGCUCACCAAACACCAAAUCAGCACCCUAAAACAACCCAAACACCCCCAGAACGGCCACAAAGUUAAAGAACUGUCCACAUUCCGCGCUGUCUCCGCGCACAUUUGGAGGUCCGCGUGCAUUGCACGCAACCUCGCGCCCGACCAAGACACGAGGUUCUACACGGUCGCCAACGUUCGGUCGAAGCUGAACCCCCCGCUGCCAGAAGGAUACUUCGGCAAUGCGAUUGUGCGUACGUCGGAGGGUACGAAGGCCGGAGAGAUUAUGUCGAAGCCGCUGGAGUUUGCCGGAGAGAAAGUAGGGAGGGCGUUGGCGAAGGUGAAUGAUGAGUAUAUUCGAUCGUUGAUCGACUAUUUUGAAUUGGGGAACGACGGCAAAGGAUGGUCGUUGAGGGAGUCGGAUUUGUAUGCUGUGAGUUGGCUCGGGAUGCCAAUAUAUGAUGCUGAUUUUGGAUGGGGGAAGCCGGAGUUCAUGGGGAGAGCUAAUACUUUGUGUGGGAGGGGAGUUGCUUAUUUGUUGAGUAGUAAGGAGAAUGAUGGGGGGAUCAGCGUUGUUAUGGAGAUGGAGGUUGAGAAUAUGGAGGGAUUCAAGAAGGCAUUUUAUGAAGGAUUGAAGUAAGAUUAAUGGGAGAGUGUAAUAUUAUUUGUUUGUAUGUGAGUUUAGAAUUGUUGAUGGUAUACUUAAACAUGUUAUAGUUUUGUAUGGCAAAUUGUUUGCCUAAAUGGUAUCAUACUGGUUUUAUGAUCAAACUGAAGUAAGAAUUUUUGUAAAAUUAAGUGGCAGUACUAAUUGCAUAAAAGCCACUUCCAAUCAAGAUCUUAGAUAUUAUAAUUUUA